This is a messenger RNA of Diaporthe batatas, 2381 nucleotides long. RefSeq lists its product as uncharacterized. Gene Ontology annotation, cellular component: RNA polymerase III complex. Gene Ontology annotation, biological process: transcription by RNA polymerase III. The record is from RefSeq and is a predicted model, not a curated record. NCBI's taxonomy places the organism in Eukaryota, Fungi, Ascomycota, Sordariomycetes, Diaporthales, Diaporthaceae. Bases 131 to 1912 code for a protein of 593 amino acids. Gene Ontology annotation, molecular function: DNA binding. The transcript is spliced from 2 exons.
GGCACUUAUGACUCUUCGGCCAAGAAAUGUCAUGACAACGACUGCCUGCGCUCAAUUCGCAUCCGACCAUUGACCGUGCCCAACCCAGUCGACGCCCACCGAGGGAUCCACACGGCAGAAAACAACGAAAAUGGCUCCAGAAGGUCGUGGUGCCCCUCGAGGCAGAGGCCGUGGCAGAGGUCGCGGAGGUCGCGGCGGUCGAGGAGGGGCAGCAGCAACUGCUGCUGCUGCUGCUGCUGCUCCAAGCAGUGGUAUUCAAGAUGCGCAGGCCGGAAGUGCGUCCUCAGCCCCGGCGCCAGCCCCAGACACGAAGCCGCCCGUCCAGGACAGCGGCGCUGAUGCCUCCAACUCUCAAGCGACUCCAGCGCCCGGCGCCAGCACGACGAAACCAGCGCCAGCAGCCAGGCCAGCCGCUGCGACCCGAGGCAGCGGCUCUGGGUUUGGCAAGUUUCUCCCCAGAGCUGUGCGGCGGUCACAACUGGACAGAGAGGCGAUCGCCCAAAAGGAGACGCAGAAACUCGAGGACAAGGCCGCCCAAGAUGCGCGCAUGAAGCGCGCGGCACGGGGCCGAGGCGGAAGGCGCGCUCGGGGUGGGCCCGCGGGCGGUUUCCAAGACCGCGUCAUCAGGGGCGGUGCUGGAGGUUUUGGGUCGAUGAUUGAAGCGACUAGCUCGCGAGGGGGUUCGGGCGGAUUCGGACGAUUAUACGACUACGGCGGCGGAGGCGGAGGCGGAGGAGGAGGCGGCGGCGGCUCGGGUGGUGGUGGCUGGUCCGGCGGUGUCAAAUCAGAAGGGGGCCAGGGCUUCAGCGGCGAGUCGAGUCGACCAACUGGCAGGCGUAUGAACACGGACAAGAUCGUUGAGUACGUUGUCAUCGAAGAUGAGGAGCAGCAAGUCAAGAGCAAGGAGGGCACACCAGUAUUGCUGCCCAAGGGUAUGCAGCGCCAAGAACCAAAAGAGCCGGAUCAACCAGAAGUUGCGACCGCGGAGGAAGUCGAGGCUGCAGACAGGGGAGAGGACGUGGUGCACAUCUCGUCGGGCGACGCCUCAGAAGAUGACGAUAUCUUCCUCAACGAAAACGAUGUGGAGAUGAAAGACGACGACCGGAAGUGGCCAGGCGCGAAACCAAGCCGUCGCGUUAAGAUCGAAGGCGAGGAGGUGAACGAGAUCGACACUCUGACAACGAAAAAGGCGAUCAAGAAGGCCGAGGAGAAGGCCAAAGCACUCAAGAAGAAAUACAAGGAUCCGGAAGACCAGCUUGCCGCAGAGAACCUGGCCUUUCAACGGCGGCUGUUCGGCGUCUCAAGCGGAGAAGAGGACGGCGACUCGGAUGUGCAAGAGACCAAGCCCCCUCGGAAAGCCGCAAUUAUCGACGGAAACCUCUACAUGUUCCAGUUCCCACCACUGCUACCACCACUCCACACUGUCGAGCGAGCUCAACAGCCACAAGGCCCCGUUAAGAACGAGCCCAGCGACGACGUAGUCAUGCUCGACGCACCAGCCCACAGCGCAGACAAACCAGUCGACCUCACCGCCAACGACGACGCCAACGUCAAGCAGCAAGGCGGCGCCGACGACCAGGCGCCGCGGGAGCCCGAGGGCCAGCCAGAAGGGUUUGUCGGCCGGCUCAUCAUCCGCAAGUCGGGCAAAAUGCAAAUCGACUACGGCGGCAUGCUGUUCGAUUGCGAGUCCGGCAUCCCCGUCGAGUUCCUGCGCACGGCCGUCCUCACCGAGAUGGACGAUGAGAAGAAGCCCGACGGCUACGCCGGCACCGCGUACGGCAUGGGUCAGAUCACGGGCAAGUUCGUCGCGGUGCCCAGGUGGAGCGAGGAGGACGAGUGGAACGUCGGCCCGGACGAGCUCCCACCCAACGGCGUCGGCGCGGCCGAGGAGGACGGUGCGGGUGCGGCUUAGAAGGCCGGCCGCCCUGCUGCCCCCUUCCUGCGCGGGCGUGGAGCCAGCUCUGCGGGGAAGAAGCCGCGCACGAGACUGCCAUCUAGGGCGCCGCGCCGCCGGCGCUGAUGGCCACGGUGCCCAGCCCACGACAAUAUUGAGGGAGGAGGAAAGGAAUCAUGUUGUACGAUUUUCGCGGGAAGGAGUUAGCUGGACUGAGAUCCAGGCUUUCAGGGGGCAACUCGAUGUUUCGGAGGUCAAUUGCAUCAAGCAGGCGUUUGGUUGGACUGCACAGAACCCAGGACACGGUAGAGGUGCAUGGCCGGGAAGGUGUAUUAUUUUUGUAGGGUGGCCCGAGCAAGUACCAAGGACGAAAUUCGUCAAGACGCAACUAGAGGACAUUACCCUAGGGUAUCCAUCACAUUACAAAGUGCAGCAACAUGAAUAUAUGCGAAUUCAGGAUUGGUGGGGAGGCACCAUAGUCUCGUCC